Molecule: messenger RNA, 1731 nt
Organism: Uranotaenia lowii
Lineage: Eukaryota; Metazoa; Arthropoda; Insecta; Diptera; Culicidae
Product: pickpocket protein 28-like
Exons: 5
Coding region: 1-1731 (576 amino acids)
Biological process (GO): sodium ion transmembrane transport
Cellular component (GO): membrane
Molecular function (GO): ligand-gated sodium channel activity
Source: RefSeq, a predicted model, not a curated record
AUGGAGUUUCCAAACGCUCCGACUACUCCACUGAAAUUUCCGAAGGAACUGAAAAUUUUGGCGGUUGAGUUUUGCUCCAACAGCUCCAUCCACGGGGUAAAAUAUUUUGUCCGAAAACAACAACUGCUCAUAGAAAAAGUUUGGUGGAUCACGGUUUUUCUCGUUUCGUUGGUUUCGUGCAGCUCCAUGAUUCGAGCUGUGUACAACAAAUGGAACAGAGAACCCGUAAUUGUAACGUUUGAUGAACAAACCACACCGGUUUUCGACGUUCCAUUUCCUGCCAUUACCAUUUGCCCGGAAAUGAAAACUAGCUCCACGGUUUUCAACUUUUCGGAAGCUUACGAGGAAUUUCGCAGUGCUCCGGAGGGUGGUUUAAAGGAUGAAAACAGAUUGGAUAAAUUCUUGGCGCUGUGGCAAAUUUGUGACAUGGCAGAAGAAACUAUUUUUCCGGAACGAAUUCGAGAUAACAAGUGCGCCGAGUUGAUCCAGGAACUAGCAAUUCCGGUUGAGGACAUUUUCAAGCAGUGCAUUUGGCGCUACAAAGAGAUCGAUUGCGCCAAAGAGUUUAAACCGAUCAUAACCGAUGUAGGACUAUGCUAUACCUUCAAUUCACUGAUCGUGUCCGGGUUGGAGCGCAUUUCGAAUCUUAGUUUACAAGGUAGAGCUGAAGGUCCUCCCAAAAAUGUCGAAUGGACUUUGGAUCGUGGUUUCAAACAUCCCACAAAAAUUGACACAUAUCCAAGGCGUGUUUUGGGACCAGGUAAAAAGUCUGGAAUGAUUGUUGUUCUGAGGGCAAACAUCAAUGAUAUGGAUUUCCUAUGUGGGAAUUCGAUACAAGGAUUCAAAAUACUGAUUCACAGUCCGGCAGAUUAUCCGGAACUGCAGAAUCAGCAUCUUCGGCUACCUUUGAAUCAGGAAAUUGGACUGGGGGUGACUCCCUCGCUUUCAUACACUACUCCUACAAUUAUCCGGUAUGCUCCAGAGCGACGAAAGUGUUAUUUCAAUAACGAACGUUUCUUAAAAUUCUAUCGAACCUACACCCAAUCGAACUGUGAUCUGGAGUGUCUCACCAAUUUCACUCUGACUCGAUGUGCUUGCGUCCGAUUCUCGAUGCCUCGAUUGGAGGACACUCCGAUCUGCGGAGUAGGAAAAAUCCAAUGCUACGAGCAAGCGUACAUCGACUUUCUGGAGAUGGAACUUAAGAUGCUUCGUAAGAAUGAUACCAACUUCAGGAAAGCUUGCCAAUGCCUCCCGGCCUGUUCCUCGAUACGAUACACGGCGGAAAUUUCCCAAGCAGAUUUCGAAUGGUGGCGUAUGACCCGUAUGUGCAAAACCACAGUGGAAGCAAGAGAGAACAUCCAGAUGUCCUAUUUGGUGGUGUUUUUCAGGAAUGCCCAUUUUAUGGCCGUGAAACGAGCGGAGCUAUAUGGAAUAACGGACUUUUUGGCCAACUGCGGAGGCUUGAUGGGACUGUUCCUUGGAGUGAGCAUACUGAAUCUAGUUGAAAUUGUUUACUACUGCACUGUGAGACCGUUCAUGCUGGUGGUUUUGCUGGAUAACGAUUUCGGUGGUCACGUGCUGUUGGGUAACGCUGGUGGACUACUUUCGAUGGGUCGACAAUCCCACGGUGAUGAUAUUCGCUCCUGCUUUGAUCCCCAUCUGGAAGCUACCGUUUCCGGCAAUUACAGUUUGUCCUCUGGUGAAAGCCCGUUCGGAGGUUUUAGAUUUUAG